UGCAGCUCCGAGACGAAUCAAACAAUCUGCUGCAGCUCCGAGACAAAUUAAACAAUCUGCUGCAGCUCCGAGACGAAUCAAACGAUCUGCUGCAGUUCCAAGACACAUUAAACAAUCUGCUGCAGCUCCGAGACAAAUCAAACAAUCUGCUGCAGCUCCAAGACACAUCAAACAAUCUGCUGCAGCUCUGAGACACAUCAAACAAUCUGCUGCAGCUCCAAGAUGAAUCAAAUGAUCUGCUGCAGCUUUGAGAAGCUUUAAUUGAAUCUUAUUCAGCGAAGUUUCAGGAGCAGGACCACACCUCAACUACUCCACGUCUGGCAUUCCUAUAAAUACCACCUAACCCUCUCCUCUUCUUCCUCUCUCAUAUUCUGUGCCCCCCCCCCCCCCCAACCCUAUUUCUCUCUUCUUGUUUCUUCCUGAUUCUUUCUCUCCUUCGUAGGGUCCUGGGGGGUCUGCUGUUGCCCGGGUGCUGCGGCGGAUUCCCCAUAAGCUUUCCCACAACACAGUCAGCAACCGGAAGAACUAUGCACAUCAAUCGUUUUCCUUAAUAAAUCACCCAAUCCCAUCUUGUUGAUGGUGUGGUCCUUGCUAGUGAAACAAUCUCCUGCAGCUCUGAGGCGCUUUAAACAAUCUGCUGCAGCUCCGAGACGCAUUAAACAAUCUGCUGCAGCUCCAAGACACAUUAAACAAUCUGCUGCAGCACCAAGACGCAUUAAACAAUCUGCUGCAGCUCCGAGACGCAUUAAACAAUCUGCUGCAGCACCAAGACGCAUUAAACAAUCUGCUGCAGCUCCAAGACGAAUCAAACAAUCUGCUGCAGCUCCAAGAUACAUUAAACAAUCUGCUGCAGCACUGAGACGCAUUAAACAAUCUGCUGCAGCUCCAAGAUGCAUUAAACAAUCUGCUGCAGCACCGAGACGCAUUAAACAAUCUGCUGCAGCACCGAGACGCAUUAAACAAUCUGCUGCAGCACUGGGACGUAUUAAACAAUCUGCUGCAGCUCCAAGACGCAUUAAACAAUCUGCUGCAGCACUGGGACGUAUUAAACAAUCUGCUGCAGCUCCAAGAUGCAUUAAACACUCUGCUGCAGCUCAAAGGCGCAUUAAAUAAUCUGCUGCAGCUACAACAUGGUUUAAACAGUCACCUGCAGCCUUGAGACGAUUUAAACAAUCUCCUGCAGCUCUGAGGCACUUUAAACAGUCUGCUACAGCUCCGAGAUGCAUUAAACAAUCUGCCGCAGCUCUGAGACAGUUUAAACAAUCUGCUUCAGCUCCGAGAUGCAAUGAGACGGUUUAAAGAAUCUCCUGCAACUUUGAGACGCAUUAAACAAACUUGAGGACAAGCCUGUUUCUUUCUGUCAGGAAUCCCUUUGAAAACAAUCCUCCCUCAUUCCAGCCGACAUUUGAUCCGUCAGCAGCUUCACCUGCGUUAAGAGCUGUCGGCUGCGAGGUCAAAAGUAGAUCGUUUAACAUUAUUAACACACCACACAAACACGCUUGUUGUAUUAUUUUAAUCUCCUAAAUGUGAACUGAAGGUUUAAUUUUACUCUGCCUCAUGUAUCAGCAACAAGUCAUCACAAAUACAUGCUGUUUGUGGCGUCACGCAGUGAGUGAGGACGCCCUGUUUGGUGAAUUACGUUAGCUAAAUGCCCCCCUCCCCUCCAGUUGCUCCUCUGACAGACAGACGAGCUGCUGUAACGCCACACCGAACGCCACGUGGCUCGCCAACCGUCAGAGGUCAGAGGUCAAACUGCUGCUGCUAAUGUCCCACCAGAGACCUGAGUACAGAAAUAUAUCUUGACAGCUGAGAGACACAAAGACCAGACACUGAACACACGGGGAGAGUUGCUGGUUUAAAUCCCAGCUGGAAGUGACUGCAGCUGCAACAUCACCAACAGCCGCUGUGACGAGUCUGGAGUCUGCAGGUGUGACCCCGGCUGGGACGGCGAGCGUUGUGACCGCUGCGUGCCGAUGCCCGGCUGCCUGCACGGGUCCUGCCAGCAGCCGUGGCAGUGCAGCUGUGAGGCCGGCUGGGGGGGUCGCUUCUGUGACAAAGACCUCCAUGUGUGCUCGGAGCAGCAGCCGUGUCAGAACGGAGCUACCUGUGUGAUGGAGGACAGCGGUGAAUACACCUGUCUCUGUCCUGAAGGUUUCCACGGCAGAAACUGCCAGCUGAAGACGGGACCCUGUCACCAGAGGAGGUCUCCGUGUAAAAACGGCGGUCUGUGUGAAGAUGCUGACGGCUUUGCGGCAGAGCUGUCGUGCCGCUGUCUGGCCGGCUUCACGGGGCCGCGCUGUGAGACCGACGUGGACGACUGUCUGAUGAAGCCGUGUGCUAACGGCGCCACCUGCCUGGACGCCGUCAACCGCUUCUCGUGCCUCUGUCCUGCCGGCUUCACCGGACGCUUCUGCACCGUCAACUUGGACGACUGCGCCAGUCGGCCGUGCCUCAACGCUGGCCGCUGCCUCGACCGCGCUGGCGGCUUCCACUGUGUCUGCCAGCCCGGCUACACCGGCGCCACCUGCGAGACGCCGAUGAGGAGCCACGACGCCCGUGAGCCCGGCUGGACGACGCUGGGGUGGGAGGGAGGAGGAGCGAGACAUCACCUGACCACCGGGGGGAAGAACCAAAGGAGCACCACCAGUGGUAACAGCAGUCGACAUGGCAACAGGCUGUUUAAGGUGACGGUGAGUGAGCGCAGCGCCACCGGCCUGUCGGAGGUUCAGCUCAUCACGCUGCUGGUGCUGGCGGGGAUGACGCUGGGCAUGGUGGUACUCACCGCCGCCCUCGUGCUACAGGGUCACUGCAGAGACUGUGGCCACGCCCCCUGCUGGAGGCCACUGGUGACAUCAUCGUCAUCAUCACAGCGGCAGCAAGCGCGGCAGGAUGGCGGCGAGCAGGAGUGUCAGAUCAGCUUCCUGAACGCAGCAGAACCAGAGAAGAAGAAACUGAACAGUGAGGUCAUUUAGACUGACGGGUAUCAGAGCAAUCAGACAGAGAGAAAGAGGGCGGUCUGGUUCGACCCCGCCCCCCUGUGUGAGCGCUGCGGGGUCAGAGUUCAGAGGUCAGAGGUCAGAGGUCAGCGCUGACAGCUUCCUGCCUUCAGGUUCAGGUCUGAACUGGUUCCAGUUCAACAGCAGCUGCUUCGAUUGUCCCUGUUCAAACCUGGUGGUAAUAUGCUAAUUAGCUGUGACCUCAUCACAUCUCCUCUUAAAGCGACAGUAACAAACAGCUGGUGAACGUGAGCUGCUUCAUUUCCUACAAACGCUGCAGACAUCAGAUCUGCUUUUCUUUUAUAAACACAGAAUGAGACCACAGAUGGACAGAAGUCUUUGCACACUAUUAAUCAUUUAAAUCAGAUUUUAUGAACAACUGAACAACAUACAGUAUAUAUACAGAUUAUGUAUUAUAUUCUCUUAAUAAAUCCAUGGCUGUGGAGCA
Molecule: messenger RNA, 3444 nt
Organism: Thunnus maccoyii (southern bluefin tuna)
Lineage: Eukaryota; Metazoa; Chordata; Actinopteri; Scombriformes; Scombridae
Gene: dlk2
Product: delta-like 2 homolog (Drosophila)
Exons: 5
Coding region: 1974-2972 (332 amino acids)
Biological process (GO): establishment or maintenance of epithelial cell apical/basal polarity; heterophilic cell-cell adhesion
Cellular component (GO): plasma membrane; protein-containing complex
Molecular function (GO): calcium ion binding
Source: RefSeq, a predicted model, not a curated record